Molecule: messenger RNA, 2751 nt
Organism: Kazachstania africana CBS 2517
Lineage: Eukaryota; Fungi; Ascomycota; Saccharomycetes; Saccharomycetales; Saccharomycetaceae
Product: LicD family protein
Exons: 1
Coding region: 1-2751 (916 amino acids)
Source: RefSeq, a predicted model, not a curated record
AUGAGCUCGCUCAUAGUUGCUAUAGAUAGAAAGCUAUUCAAUGCUUUGAAAAGGCUGAAGAGGAAAAAUGUGAAGCUUCUAAUAUUCAUUACAGCAACAUUAAAUCUCAUAUUAUUUGUCCUAUAUCUGCAUCAUUAUGAACACAGUUCAUUACAGGACAAUAUAGUGGUAAAUUCUUUAUAUUCAUUAUUUUCAAUUAUGCAAGAUGCAGAUGAAGAUGUUAUUACCUCGGCUGCUAUUCUUUACCAUAAAUUAAACUUCAAUACUGAAGCUAAGUGGAUAAAUAGGUAUUAUCUCCACGAAAAUCUACUGACAGUACCGUAUGGGAAUCGGAAAAAUGAAAGGUUAGAAUCCAUUAAUGAUUUAGAAUUUUAUGACUCAGAUCCAAGAUUAUCUUGGUCAGUCUAUUUAAACUAUCUUAUAAAUAAUGAGGAAAACUUUGAGGAAAUGCCAUUUUCCUGGUAUGAUUGGAUGGAUUUUGAUAUGUACAAUAAACUACUCUCCGUGCGACAUUCAAAUGAAAAUAACUUCACAUGUGAAUUUGCAUUUAAACCUUCAUUCGACUUUGAUACCCUGAAAUCCAUAGAAAGUGCACUACAAGAACGCUUAUUUGAAUUUGAGCAUGAGAAAUAUGAUGAUAGAAAUACCUACCAACAAAUUUCCAAAGUAAGAAACAAUGUUGACAUUGAAAAAAGUUGUCAAACAGUUCCCGGGGGACCAUUUCAGUUGCCUUUCAAUGUGACAACAUUAGUAGACUCCGUAAGACCAGAAAUGUAUUUCAUUAAUGCUAAAAACUACCUACUCCAUAAUUUUAAUAAUCCAAUUUCCAUUACCAUUUUAGAAGGUGGCAAAAACUCUUACCGUGUGAAUAUAGAUCAACAUGAUAAUUCGAAUAUGAUACAGUCCGGUCUUCUAAAACAAUUCGUAGAAGAACAAACUUCGAAGCAAAGCAAUAGAAACAAAAACAUUGAGUUCGACCAUAUCUCAUUUUAUGAAAAUUUCUUGAAGACUGAUAUUGCUUCCAAAUUAAGGAUCGAAAUACCAUACUGCAAUAAAGACAUAUUUAACAAAAAUUUGGUAGAUUUGUCAAUUGAUGAUUUUGCCUUCGACGUAGCUGAGAGAAUCAAAGGGCUACGUCAUGAUCUACAGACCUUCAACAAUUUAACGAGGCACGAUCUAAACUAUCUUUCCUCCUUAGAAAACUCGAUUAAUAUUAAUCCAGCAUUGGCACCAAAAUAUUUUAAUGAAGCUAGGAAUAUUUUACAAUUUAAAAGUUUGGGGCAUCACAGAGACAAAAGAUUUUUCAACGGACCAACAACCGAAGGAAGCGUUGAAUAUGCUGACAGACUAAAUUCACUGAUUAGAACAUUCCAGAAAUUCACUAUAUCCAACGGCAUUGUUUCAUGGUUAUCUCACGGAACGUUAUAUAGCCAUCUGUAUGAUGGUCUUGCUUUCCCUUGGGAUAACGAUUUUGAUUUGCAAAUGCCAAUAAGUCAUUUACAUUAUAUGGCUCAGUACUUCAACCAGAGUAUUAUUUUAGAAGAUCCGAGAGAGGGAAAUGGCAGAUUUUUACUCGACGUUGGCAGCUCAAUAUCUGUCAGAACUAAGGGUAAUGGUCUAAAUAAUAUUGAUGCGAGAUUCAUUGAUAUAGAUAGUGGUAUCUAUAUUGAUAUUACAGGGCUAAGUUUCUCUAGUGAACCCAUUCCUCUAAACAAGAGAGUCUCUUUACUUACCGCAGAUGCUAUGGAGGCUGCACUGGUAGAUGAAACAGUCAAAAAUCCAGGUGACGAUAUUAAAAACCCAGAAUUGGGUGCAGAGUUGGCAGCUUUGACUAUUAGCGAAUUAAAGAUAUACGUUGAUGAACAUCCCAAUGAGUUUGCUACCGAUCAGAAAAAGAAAAUAGCAGAUAUGGCUAAAAUUGAGGGUAAAUUACCAAUAACUUCACCAUCAAAAGGUCUAACACAAUUACAGAGAUAUUUGCUAAAUAAGAGACUGCAAAUGGUUAAUUGUAGAAACGGCCACUUCAGUAGAUUUGAUAUGAUUUCCCCGCUUUCGAAUUCAUAUUAUCAUGGAGUGCCUGCUUUAAUUCCAAAUAAAGUUGUUACUUCUCUAUUGAAGGAAUAUAACCUACCUGCAAACUUCGACUUCCUUGUUUAUGAAGGAAGAGCUUUUGAACCUAAAAUGAAAUUCUGGAUAAGCGUCAGUAAUCUAAGGAGUGCCAUGAACACAGCUAAGGACCAAAAUUUAGAAUAUAUCGAAUCUACUCCUGAUACUUUAAGCUUCAAUGAUCUACUCCGCGCCAUAAAAAAUCUAAUAAAAAUAGGUAGCCAUGACUAUCUUUCUGCAUUUUUCAAUUCCCUUUCUAUGACUAACUACAGAUUAAAAGAGUUAGAAAUAAUGUAUGACGACAGUAUUACUGCGGAUGAAAAGCAAAUUGCAUUACAAUAUUUAAGAACAACAGUAGGUCCAACAAUCUCAUCUCCUGGUAAGGAUCCAAUCAUUUAUACACAAGAGAAGAACUUGUGGAAAUCAUACGAGGCAAAACUUUCAGAGGAAGAAAAGGCUGAUAUUAUACUGUACGUCGAAGUAAAUGCACUGAAUAACUUCUGGGAAAAAUUCUCCGACCUUUACAAUAAUAGACUUUACGAUGCUUCUGGGGAAGUUAACUUAAAUGAAGUUGGACUCGACCUCUUUCAUAAUUAUAAGGAGCAGGGUAUGAAUAUUUUUGCUAAAGAUCCGAAUAUCAACUGA